This is a messenger RNA of Monosiga brevicollis MX1, 435 nucleotides long. RefSeq lists its product as uncharacterized. Bases 1 to 435 code for a protein of 144 amino acids. The transcript has a single exon. The record is from RefSeq and is a predicted model, not a curated record. Lineage: Eukaryota; Choanoflagellata; Craspedida; Salpingoecidae.
AUGCUUCAACCCGACGUAUCGACUCAUCGACCCACGCCUGCGGCCGACGAAGUGGGUGCUGAGGCAACUGAGCCCGAGGAGGAUCCAGUGGCCUUGAUGUUUAGCUCAACGCGCCAACGAGCAGCCGCCAUGGCCUCGCUUGGUGCCACGGCCAAGGAUGAGGACGAAGAGGAUGACGAUGACAACUUGACUCUUCAGUGCACCUUGACCGAGCGUCCGUCCAAGUCCUCCAAGGCCGAUGUUGAGGCUUUGGGCUCGGGCUCGGGCUCAGACGUGCUAUCCCUUUGGAAGACUGCCCCGCUAGAUUCAGGCCGCGGGGGACCGUACUACGAUGGCUACGGUGAGGGCGACGUGGAUGAUGAUGAUGAUGAUGAUGCCUACACCGUUGCUGACAGCAUGUUUGAUACCGAGAGCAUGUGGAACCAGCGGAUAUAA